UUAGGUCUUGGUAUGAGCAUUGCUGUCCUAGGACCUACCUUUCCAAACCUGGCUGCCAAUGUGCAUAAAAACGUCAGUGAUAUUUACUAUAUCUUUGUGGGCCGCUCGCUGGGCUACCUUGGUGGGUCAGUGCUCGGAGGGGUGCUUGUUGACUGCAUAAAUGCACAUCUUCUCCUGGGAGUAUCCAUGCUUGGAACAACAAUUGGUCUUUUUGCUAUACCUUGGUGUAAGAAAUCCCUGCUCUUAACUGUCUUGAUGUCAGUUAUUGGAGGUUCCAUGGGAAUUCUAGACACGGGUGGCAACAUCCUUGUACUGAGCACGUGGGGAGUGGAGGCUGGGCCACACAUGCAGGCUCUGCACUUCAGCUUCGCAGUAGGAGCCUUUGUGGCUCCCAUUCUGGCUAAAAUGGCCUUAGGAGGCUCUGUCCCUAAGGACGUGGCAGGAGAUGAGAAGACAAACCAGUCUGUCUUGAAGCUUGUGCCAACAGCAUUGACCCCGUUGUCACUGAAACCUCAUCUCGAUGUGGAUUUUUUGUGGUCCUACGUUGUUAUAGGGACGUAUCUUCUGUUUAUUUCUUUCUUCUUUUUUAUUUUGUAUUCAAGGAGCAGUUCAGCUCGAGACAAAUCCAAGGCUGCUUCGCAGAAACACGUAACUGCCAAGUACCACUAUGCCCUCAUUUUUCUCCUUUUCACAUUCUUCUUCUGCUACGUGGGAGCGGAGGUCACUUACGGCUCGUACAUAUUCACCUACGCAAAGGUUUUUGCAGAGAUGAAAGAAAACGAGGCGGCCGCGUUGAAUUCCGUGUUCUGGGGCGCGUUUGCAGCUUGCAGAGGGGUGGCAAUAUGCUUUGCUGCGUGCCUGUACCCCGGCACACUCAUCGUGCUGAGCAUCGCGGGCUCUGUGCUCUCCUCCGCGUGCCUUGUGCUCUUCGCCACCCACCCGCUGUCGCUGUGGGCCGGAACUGCUGUCUAUGGCGCUUCCAUGGCCACCAUCUUCCCCAGUGGCAUUUCCUGGAUAGAGCAGUACACGGUUAUCCAAGGCAAAUCCGCCUCCUUGUUUGUGGUGGGCGCUGCGCUGGGCGAGAUGUUCAUCCCCGCGGCAGUCGGCUAUCUGCAGGGCAGGUUCCACCACGUUCCCGUUGUCAUGUACGCGGCGCUGGGCACCUCGGCCAUGACGCUCGUGCUCUUCCCCAUCAUGUACAAACUGGCCAGGGCGCCCAGCCACAGGGACUUCAGAGAAGUGGGUGAGAGCGAGGACCGCAAAGCCCUGUUGUCAAACGCGGGCCUUAAUGACGAUGAGGAGGACGAGGAGGACGCGGGCGAGUGGAACGAAGCAGACUUUGAGGUAAUAGAAAUGAAUGACACACUGAGAAACUCUGUGGUAGAGACCACCCGGAAGAUACCCGGAGACUCUCCGGCCAAAGUCAUGCACCAGCCACACUCUGAUAAUGGGCUGGGUGGUUCUCCAGCUCGUAGCUCCUCGGGGAUUAAAAAUGCGAGUGCUGACCGGGAGAAGAAUGACUGA
Messenger RNA from Tinamus guttatus (white-throated tinamou), 1524 nucleotides. The record is from RefSeq and is a predicted model, not a curated record. Lineage: Eukaryota; Metazoa; Chordata; Aves; Tinamiformes; Tinamidae.